UGGUUCUAGGCGUUUUACAGACAACAGUGAACACCUGAACAGACACACUGACACAGUCAGAGGAGUCGAUGUUGUUGUUGUUCAGAUUAUCAGUUUCAGUUUUUUCUUUUGAAAUGCAAUAACUUUGUAAAUGUUAAUUGUUAUAUCUCAACUCAUCUCAUUCUUCAUUUGAAAAUCUAGUACUCGUGUAAUUUUAUACUGUAUUACCAAGCGUGAUUUUGUAAUUUUCUGGUGGUAUUUAUUCGAUCGAUUUGAGUACGUAAUUCGUGAUUACUGAUUAGUACAAUAUUUUUUCGUUGGUUGAAUCUCAUCUCAGUGUUUCAACUUUCAUCGUGCAAGCAGAAGGAAACAGAAGGAAGAGAUUCAAGUAUCCGAUAUUUACCCACGAGUAUAAAAAUUUGGUACCAGUACAAAAAUGGGCACUCCAGCUAUCGGUAUAGAUUUGGGUACUACGUACUCGUGCGUUGCUGUAUUACAGCAUGGCCAAAUUGAGAUUAUCGCAAACGAUCAAGGCAACAGAAUAACGCCCAGUUACGUGGCAUUUUCUCCCGAAGAAGGAUUGUUAAUAGGAGAAGCUGCGAAAAAUCAAGUAGCAAGUAAUGUGAAAAAUACCAUUUAUGAUGUUAAACGAUUGAUGGGCCGUAAUUUUCAUGAUACUACUGUUCAGGACGAUAUGAAGCACUGGCCUUUUCGAGUUCGUAAUAAUGAAAACAAACCAGCAAUCGUAGUUGAUAUCCAAGGCAAUAAUAAGAUGUUUAUUCCUGAAGAGAUAUCCGCGAAGAUAUUACAAAAAAUGAAAGCGACCGCCGAAGCGUAUCUUGGUAAAACAAUCAGAAAGGCUGUUAUCACCGUUCCAGCGUAUUUCAACGAUUCUCAAAGACGGGCCACAAAAGAUGCUGGUACUAUCUGCGGUCUAAAUGUAUUACGUAUUAUUAACGAACCUACUGCCGCUGGUUUCGCUUACGGUUUAGAGAAUAAACGCUCCGGCAAACAAACGGUUUUGAUUUUCGAUCUCGGUGGCGGAACCUUCGACGUAUCUAUUUUAACCAUCCAACAAGGUUUAUUCGAAGUUAUUUCAACCGCCGGCGAUACUCACUUGGGAGGCGAAGAUUUCGACAUCCGAAUGGUUGAGCAUUUUGUUCAAGAAUUUCAACGUAAAUACAGGAGAGAUAUCAGUCAGAACAAGAGAGCUCUUCGUCGCCUGCAAACCCAAUGCGAACUAGCAAAGAGAACUUUAUCAUCAACUACGAUGGCCAAUAUCCAAAUCGAUUCUCUGUGCGAUGGCAUCGACUUUUAUUCUACUAUAUCGCGAGCUCGUUUCGAAGAAUUGAACAUUGAUUUCUUUCAAAAAGCAAUGUCCCUGGUUGAAAAAGCAAUUCAAGAUGCUAAUAUCCAUAAAAGUCAGAUCGAUCAAGUGAUCUUAGUUGGCGGAUCAUCUCGAAUCCCGAAAAUACAAAGGAUGUUGGAAGCUUUGUUCGUGGGAAAGACGUUGAACAAAUCUGUCAAUCCGGAUGAAGCUGUAGCCUACGGAGCCGCCGUUCAAGCUGCCAUACUUAACGGCGACAAAUCGAAUAUCGUGCGGGAUUUAGUGUUGAAAGACGUUACGCCAUUGUCGUUAGGUAUUAGUGUGGGGUAUGACCAUAGAAUGUCAGUGGUCAUCAAACGUAAUACAUCUAUUCCAGCUACAAUAACGGAUGGUUUCACCACGAUAUACGAUUAUCAAACUGAAAUAUGUUUCAAAGUAUUCGAAGGCGAGUAUCCUGAAACGAAGUAUAACCAUUUACUUGGUCAAUUCACACUUGAGGACAUCCCUUCAAGACGUGCCGGUGUAAUAAAUGUCGAUGUGACAUUUGACAUCGAUGCUGAUGGUAUUUUAAACGUAACCGCUGUCGAAUCAUCAACCGGUAAUUCCAAUCAAAUUAGCAUUAAGCGUGAUGAAGGUCGUCUUACUCAACAGCAAAUUAACCGCAUGGUUCAAGACGCUAAAAGAUACCUGUGAACCGUGCUGCUGUGAAAUGCAUACGUUUAAUUUUAAUUUUUGCUUAUCAUAUUUCAAUAUGUAGGACGUAGGUCCCAUAACUUAUUGUUUUGAUUUCAUUUCGUUUUAUAUAUAUUAUAGAUUAGUUGUGAAUUUUUAUAUGUAUUUUUCAGAUCAAGUAUUUUGCUUGAGAGUCAUAAUGUUUGUUAAAUGUGUUAUUUUGUUCCUACUUGCGCGUUGAUUUUUUUCCGCGAGGGUUGUGAAAAUCUUGAAAUUCAUUUUGAAUAGAAAUUAUACAUAUAACUAUGACAC
Planococcus citri (citrus mealybug) is the source of this 2290-nucleotide messenger RNA. RefSeq names its product heat shock 70 kDa protein cognate 4-like. The coding region runs from base 416 to 1999 and encodes 527 amino acids. NCBI's taxonomy places the organism in Eukaryota, Metazoa, Arthropoda, Insecta, Hemiptera, Pseudococcidae. Gene Ontology annotation, cellular component: cytosol; cytoplasm; plasma membrane. The record is from RefSeq and is a predicted model, not a curated record. The transcript has 5 exons. Gene Ontology annotation, molecular function: ATP-dependent protein folding chaperone; ATP binding.